AUGGCUUGCGACACCAGUCCUAAACUUGCGGUUCUUGUUGACGCUGAAAAUGCGCAGUAUUCCAUCAUUCGACUCUUGUUCACAGAGAUCGCAAAAUAUGGAACAGCUCAUGUAAAGCGGGCCUACGGGGACUGGACCGAUCAAAGUUUGAAAGGCUGGAGCAAUGAGCUUCUAAAUCAGUCUAUCCAGCCUAUCCAGCAGUUUGCGUAUACUCAUGGCAAAAAUUCAAGCGACUCAGCUAUGAUCAUAGACGCGAUGGACCUCUUAUACUCGAGUCGCUUCGAUGGCUUCUGCCUUGUCUCUAGCGACAGUGACUUUACCCCAUUAGCCACUCGAGUGCGCGAGUCUGGGCUCAUGGUAUUCGGAUUUGGAGAGCGCAAGACACCUAAAGCUUUUGUCGCUGCGUGCGACAAAUUUGUCUAUACGGAAGACCUUGUCCACCCUUCAGGGCUUGUGUCGCAUUCAGAUAGGGCUGAAGUUCCCCCAGGUCAUACUUCAGUCCACCAGGCCAACGAAGAUGAUCACCUUGCUAUUCGGCAGCAGAACAUGGCAGAGAUCCCUCUCGAUAACAGUGGGUGGGCUAGACUAUCUGAUGUUAGUGAGCAUCUCACAACUCAGCACCCGGAAUUCAGCAUCUCUACACACGGAUAUUCCAAGCUCAGCAAGCUACUGUCGGACUUGCCUGGUUUUGAUAUUGAACGUCGUCCUUCUCAAGCAGAAGCACCCCCGGAAUUAUACGUACGAAAGCGGGAAGCUUCUCCUGGAUCUGCAUAA
Molecule: messenger RNA, 774 nt
Organism: Penicillium antarcticum
Lineage: Eukaryota; Fungi; Ascomycota; Eurotiomycetes; Eurotiales; Aspergillaceae
Exons: 1
Coding region: 1-774 (257 amino acids)
Molecular function (GO): RNA nuclease activity
Source: RefSeq, a predicted model, not a curated record